This is a messenger RNA of Akanthomyces muscarius, 672 nucleotides long. RefSeq lists its product as uncharacterized. Lineage: Eukaryota; Fungi; Ascomycota; Sordariomycetes; Hypocreales; Cordycipitaceae. Bases 1 to 672 code for a protein of 223 amino acids. The transcript is spliced from 2 exons. The record is from RefSeq and is a predicted model, not a curated record.
AUGGCGCCGCCUUUUGUACUAGUGUUCGCCGCAGGCGCAGACGAAGUGAACCGACAAGUCGCACUCCGAUUUGCGCCCCAUCACCCCAUCGCCUUCCUCUGCCCGCCAAAUCACAACCUCAGUGCCGCCAUCAGCGCCGCCCGUGGCGUCGACGGGGAAGCAGUCCUUUUCGAGACCGACUUGGCCUCUGUCGAGUCCAUCAAAGCGUCCGUCGCCUCUGCGAGCGCGCAAUUCGGCAAGCAGGCCGCCGCCGCCAUCUUCCAGGUCCGCGAGGAGCCCCAGGUCCCCUUCCUGGAGCAGAAAGUGGCGGAUUUCAAUGCGGCCACGUCGUCGCAGAUUGCGAGCGCAUACGCCUUCUCACAGGCUGCGAUGCCGCUGUUGACAUACGGAGGCGGCUCGGCAGAGUUCCCCGCGACGCUGGUGUAUGUUGGCGUCGCUGGGGCUUCGCGGAGCGACAAGGUGGUGGAGAAUGCGCUCGUCGCGCUGAGCCGCAGUCUCGGGCGGGAGUACGGCAAAAAGUAUAUACAUGUUGCGCACCUCAAAUUCAGCAAAGGCUCGGAGGUGGAAAGCGCGGUGCGGGCUGGUGAGGAGCGGCAUGUGCGCGUCGCCGAAACGCUCUGGUAUCUGUACACGCAGCCACUUUCCUGCUUUGCAAAUGAGCUUACUAUUUAA